AUGACGCCCAAGGGAUCUCGAAAGAGAGUGAAGCCCAGCCCUUCUGGUGCGGACUCUCCGUCCCCCGCGGCACCAGGCAAUGCUGCCCGAGACCGCUCGGACUCCCAGCGUUCAGGACGUGCGAGCUGGUAUCCAGGGUCCUGGUCGACUACGUCGCGAACGUCCAAGGCGGAUCCAAUUACCGAGGUUGCUCGUGAGAGCAUUUCGGUCGCGCAGAACGUAGCGUCCGGCAUUGCGGAAUCGACAACCUCCUUACUCGAUACACCCAAAACCAGUCGAAACCCCUCGAUCCAACUUACGAAAAGGGCGAGCAUUUCGACAAGAUCUUUACCCGCCGAUGUGACCACAACCCGAGUAAACAUUGCGUCGGACGGCUCAGCUUCCGCCGCAGCUUUGGACAAGAUCGACACCCCUACUCCCGCAAGGAUACGCAAACCCAAUAACGAAGAGGAAAGGGCCACGAAUUCGGUAGAGAAAUCGUCACAAGAACAGGCGCAAACGAUCGUCACCGAAUCUGACACGCCCACACCACAUAUAUCACAGUCCACAUCUACAGAGCAGCCUGUUGGGUGGUUUUCAUGGAUGUACAGGUCUGCGCCUGCCGUAAAAGGUGCCACGAAUGACCAUGAAACUGUGGGGAUAACGCAGAAGCAGCCUGGUGAAGACCAACCCUCGACGCAAACUAGUCAAGAAGCAGUUGCUCCAGACGCAAACGAACCGGUGAAACAACCGCAGCAAGGACAGGGGCAAGAUCAGCUACAUACUACGGCAGAGGCCCAGCCCACGUCACAAAAGCGAUCUUGGCUGCAAAUGUGGUACGGUUCAUCCUCGUCUACCAAACCCGCAGAACAACCAACUCAAGAGACGGCACAAGAAACCCCGGAAGACUCUGGAUAUACAGCUAGCCAAGACGUGAACAUGACGCCAAAGAACUCUCCUGAAGACCCCCCGGAGGAAACAGGCCCAUCGCAAUCUUCAGUUGGAAAUGCCAAAUCCUCCGGUUGGUCAUUCUGGUCUAAAGAACCUGCUAGAGGAACGGCGCCGUCGAAACCCCAGGAAGUUGAGGCUGUCGAAGCAACGCUGGAGCCAAACACGUUGGCGCGGCCAACAUCGCUGGAGCCAGACACAGAAGCGAAUGUGAACGUCACCAAGAGAGGAAGUGUCAAAGUUAAACUACCCAAAGACGGACGGAUGAAGGAAGGAGUCAUACCAACUGUUGAAACGAACUCAACAACCACCACAGCACCCGCCGAACCCCAACCAGCAGGCGCUUCUGCCUCUAGGCAGCUGCAGAAAAUACUGCCAAAUCAAGUGCUGCCGCGAUUCGAAGAAACAUAUAACCUGGAAGAGUCGCCCUCUUUUUUGCAAAGCCUAGGCAGAAUUUUGCAUUAUACCAAGGGCCCAGAGCACAAUCACGUAUCUCGCGUCAAAGAACCGCAUCGCAUCAAACGUGCUCUAGCCAUCGGUGUCCAUGGCUAUUUCCCCGCCCCUGUGAUCCGGAGUGUGCUUGGACAACCCACAGGGACAUCCAUUCGGUUUUCGAACAUGGCUGCGGAAGCCAUCACUAAAUGGACAGCCGAUCAUGGCUAUUCGUGUGAGGUCGAAAAGAUUGCAUUGGAAGGAGAGGGACGUAUUGCAGAGCGGGUGGAUCUUCUGUGGAAGCUUCUGUUGAACUGGAUGGAAGAAAUCCGCAAAGCUGACUUCAUUCUCGUGGCCUGUCAUAGUCAAGGGGUGCCCGUUUCAAUCAUGCUUGUUGCUAAGCUUAUUGCUUUCGGCUGUCUUGACGCCAGCCGGGUCGGCAUAUGCGCCAUGGCUGGGGUAAACAUGGGCCCUUUCUCUUCAUAUCGAUCUCGAUGGAUUAGUGGAUCUGCUGGUGAGCUGUUCGAAUUUGAGCUACCAUCCAGCAAAGUCUCCAAGGAUUACGAGGCUUCUCUUCAGUGUGCUCUUGAUUUUGGAGUUCGAAUAUCUUACAUCGGAAGUAUCGAUGACCAACUCGUUUCGCUAGAGUCUUCUUUGUUCUCGCCAAUCGCUCAUCCAUACAUUUACCGUUCAGUCUUUGUGGACGGCCGAGUUCAUGCUCCAAGCUUCUUGUCACACCUUGUUGGGUUCGCCCUCAAGCUACGAAACCUCGGUAUCCCAGAUCACGGUCUCAUCCGUGAACUUAGUGGUCCUCUAGCUGGCAGUCUUUACACGGGAGAUGGCCACUCUCGUCUCUAUGAUGAUGAAGACGUGUACUACAUGGCUAUUCAGUUCGCGCUCGAAACAUCCAAUGUUCCGGACGCCACCCUGAGCAUCAAGCGAUCAAAUCCUUUGGCUUACACAAACCCAUACAUUCUCCCCUUCGCCAUGCGGGGGCUUCUCGAGGAGGAACAUGUGCGACGCCAGAUGCAUGACGAGACUAUGGAACUUCUCCGCCAGUUCGACGAUUGGAAACCAUCAAGUAAAGUCUUGAAAGAUGUCAAGUUUCGAUUGGAGGGCAUUCGCUCAAAGCUAUAG
Penicillium argentinense is the source of this 2496-nucleotide messenger RNA. RefSeq lists its product as uncharacterized. The transcript has 3 exons. NCBI's taxonomy places the organism in Eukaryota, Fungi, Ascomycota, Eurotiomycetes, Eurotiales, Aspergillaceae. The record is from RefSeq and is a predicted model, not a curated record. Bases 1 to 2496 code for a protein of 831 amino acids.